CUUUCACGGACAGUUAACUCUUUGUAUAAAGUACUGUCAUAUGUUAAACAUAUUUAACAUGUGCAUCGGUUUAGAAAGAUUACAUUUGUACGUUUCUACUUUAAUUUUAUGUUUGUAAAUCGUACAAGAACUUUUAUUAGGUAUAUUAAAGAAGCCGUUCCAAGUUUCAAUGGAUUAUUUCUGUUAGUGGGAGUAGAUGUUUGAGUGAAAUGACGACAUGCCACGGGAGACGAACAAAGGUGAACCACUUGCUAAGCUAAGCACAAUUCUUAGUCGAGCUAAACUUCCUAGUAAGAUAUAAAUAUUUUCAACACUUCCACUACACGGCAACGAUGUCCCAAAACAACAGUUCGCUUAGUACAGAUGCCACAGAGAUGAGUCAAACAAGAGGAAGAUCUGUCCAAAGAACUGGGACAUCUAGAUAUCGCGAUCGGGAGAUGCCUUAUCAAAGGCGAGGACAAAAAUCAUCCCCUUCUAAAUAUCCAUUAGAAUUAUCCCAAAAUGUCACAGAGGACUGGGUAAACUUACUGGCCAUUCAAACAGAUGAAACAGUAUCACAUGCUGACGGGUCUCCACAUUCAGUACCAUCGUACAUAUCACAAGAGAGCCCUGACCGUUUACAGACAACCUAUCUAAAACGCCAGGAGUCAACAAGUAAAUCGGAAAUGCAUACCUUAUUGUCACCAACAGAGACCUACAAACAACAGUAUAGUGACUACUGUACCAGUGUCAGUGUUGAGUCAGAAAUGGACACCUCUGACCAUAGUACACCUGCUUCUUCCAUUAAUCCUUUUGAUAAGACAAAAUAUUCCGUCAGGAAAUUGAUAAGGUUUCUUCAGAGAGAUUACAAGAAAAUAAAGAGUCAGUUAUAUCCAGACGAACUUGCAGACAUUUUAUUUUCGAAAGACUUGAUUACAAAAAGUCAUCGGGAAUUUAUAGAAGAAUUGAACCACAGAAUGGAAAAGUGCGACAAACUCAUUAAAUCAAUAGUAAAAAUGUCUAGGAAGGCACGUGACGAAGAACGGUUUGUUACAAAGAUAUUAGACUCGUUUAAAAAGGCAAACUAUGAAUAUCUCGUUAAUGAUUUUGCCAACUUUGAAGAACCUAGUGAUUUUGACAAACCUCAAAUACUUGAUUCACCAGACGAUAUAACAGCUAGAACAGAAGACAGAGCGUGGACUAAAACCUUGUCCAACAUUUUAAAACAAAUUGGGGAUGAAAUAGACUUGUUGGAUAUCAUUGAUACACUACUGGUUAAAGACAUUCUAACGUUCAAAGAACACCAGUCAAUUAUUGAUGCCUCACCAAGUAGCAACAAACUAAAAGAGUUAGAGGAGUCGAUCUCUCGAAAGAACAAGAAUCAUUUUAUUGAGUUCCAUUCUAUCAUAGAAUCUGAAUAUCCUAGAGAAUUAAAAUUCGCUUAUGAUAACGAUACUGAUUUAUCAAUGGAUACAACUACAGACAUCAACUCACCAGUAAUAGAAAUGCAAGUCUUGAAGGAGGUUGCAGUUGGAAAAGAUGAUAUAGGUGAGACAGGCAUAAAGCUUGAAAUAAAAAGAGCAGCAGAAGAAGCCAGGGAUAUUGAACAAAUGAUCGUUGAGCAAAAUUCUCCACAACCGAGCGACUUUCUGGUAGAAAUGAUUUCGGAAGAUGUCCAUUGUGGAGUAAAGAAUGUAAUAUUCUCAUGCAUCGAAAUAACAUUUGAAUGCAUGUCAGAACAGUCGCGCAUGCUUCUUCUACAGAAAUGCAAAGAUUCUGAUAAGUUCUUAAAACGAUGGGUCAGAGAACUGAUAGAUCGCAGCAAAAUUGAUAAUCUUAAGAGAAAAGAAGUAAAAGAAGUGAAGUUAAAAAUUCAAAUAAACUGGCCUGAUUUUGUUAUCAGUCGACAAGACAUUGCAAGAAACUAUGUUUAUCUCAAGACUAACCUGGAACCCAAACAUUACAGUAAAAUAUUUCAAAGUAGUAAAGGGACACCUAAUAUGAUAAACGAUGAAGAAGAAGAUGAGAAAAAAAGAUGCAAACAAUUUAUAUUGUUCAUGGUUACAAAUGAACGUCCACCUUUAGAGAAACUUUCAGCAGAACUCAAAGGCACGAAAAUUAUGGAACAUAUUAAGGGAAAUGCGAAAUAUUACAAAAAAUGUGCAUGCAAGUUAACCAAAAAGAAGAUAGUUGAACAUUUUACAUUCCUGGAAAAAGAAAUGAAACAUGUAGAAAAAAUGAUAGAAAUUUUCAUUGAUUUCUAUACACUAAAUAAUGACAAAAGUGAAACAAAUGAGAGAAAGGCAAACGUUUAUAAGACUUUAAAUGAUGACAAGAAUAAAAAACGCAACGAAUCGGAGCCAUCUAAGACUGAAGCAUUUCUAAGAAUGAUUCUUAAAUCAGAAAAUGACGACAUACAAGUGUGCUUAUUUGGUGAAGCCUUAGUAGAUACGGGUCAAGAACAACUUCUCAGGAAGGUUUUAAUAAAAACAGAAGAGUCAGCAGAUAUUUGUUUAACAAAAGAUGACAUACGGCGAAACGAAAGCUUUCUUUUACAAGAGAUGGAGCCAAUGCUUUUUGUAACAAUGUUGUCAGACCAGGAUAUUCGAGAGCAGAUUGUGGAGACAAAUUCACGUGAGAAGAGAUGCAAACUAUUUUUGAAUUUCUUGAAAAAUUGUGAUUCGACGGUUAUCGAGAAAUUUACGUCGGAACUGCAGCGACUUAAUCUUAAGUCCAUCAUAAAUUAUCUCUACAGUUCAAGGCGUCAGGGUCAGUUUGUGACAAAAGAUGACAUUAGCCGAAACAGAGCUUUCCUUGAAGAUAUGUUAGAAUCAAAGAAAUUGCAAGAUAUUUUCACAAGUGAUGGCAGAUUAGACGUUAUAAUGUGUACAGAUGAACAUGUUUUCAAAAGGUUUACAACAUACUUGGAGAAAGAGAAGCCAGAAAUUGUGACUUUUCUGGUUCAAUCUAGAGAAGAAGAUAAAAACAUGCGAUCAGUUAUGGAAAGUCUUAUAGAAGCAUACAGCU
Ruditapes philippinarum (Manila clam) is the source of this 3006-nucleotide messenger RNA. RefSeq lists its product as uncharacterized. The record is from RefSeq and is a predicted model, not a curated record. NCBI's taxonomy places the organism in Eukaryota, Metazoa, Mollusca, Bivalvia, Venerida, Veneridae. The transcript has 15 exons. The annotation marks the transcript as partial.